Adineta steineri is the source of this 2097-nucleotide messenger RNA. The record is from the annotation of a GenBank genome assembly. NCBI's taxonomy places the organism in Eukaryota, Metazoa, Rotifera, Eurotatoria, Adinetida, Adinetidae.
AUGAAUGAAUUUAAUUUAUCGUCAACAACAUUAGAUGAGAUACAAAAUCAUGAUGAUUUUAGAGUGGUUUGGUGUUCUGCGGACAAUCAUAUUUCCAGUGAAUUAACAUAUUUUGCUCAUUAUCUUGAGAAAUGUGAUUCAAUCGAUACGUGUAAAAAUUAUAUCAGAGAAAUCAAAAGUGAACGUAAAAUUCUUCUUGUUUUAAUUAAUUUGUUUAAACACAUUACCGAUUUCGAUGGUUUAUCUCAAAUUCAAUCGAUUUAUAUUUUAGAAAAAGAUCGUCAAAAUAUUCACUAUGAUAAAGAAAACUUUUCUAAAUCAAUUCAUGUUUUUAUGAACGAACGUUUAUUGAUCGAUCGAUUACGUUAUGAUAUUCUAUUAACAUAUCGAAAUGAUUUACCUAUCAAUGUUUCAUAUUUAGAUGAAAUUAAACACGAACAAUCUUUUAUAAAUUCAGAUACACACACAUAUCUGUUUUUAUGGAAUCAAUUAUUUUUCUAUCUUCUUGUCAAUACCGAUGAUUUAGAUAUGAAUAAAUUAAAAACAGAUAUGAUUCAACAAUGUCAAUUAGAAUAUAAUGAUAAUACUACUCAAUUAAAUCGUAUUAAAGAAUUCAAUGAUGACUGUACAGAAGAUAAUGUGUUGGAAUGGUACACAAAAGAUACAUUCGCUUACCGAUUAUUAAAUAAAGCAUUUCGCAAACGAGAUAUUGAUUUAAUUUGUAAAUUUCGAUAUUUUAUAAUACUUCUACAUAGAAAAUUAAAAGAAUUAUCAAUAAAACAACAAGGAGAAAAUCUUACAACUGUUUAUCGAGGACAAGUGCUAGGUGUCAAUGAGUUAGAGAGUUUAAAAUCCAAUGUUGGUCGUCUUAUUUCAAUUAAUACAUUUAUAUCAACAACACGUUAUGAAGAGAUUGCUCGCAGUUUUAUUAUUGGUGCGGAACUUGGAGUUCUAUUCCAUAUUAACAUUACACGUACUAGUUACAAUAUUCUUCAUCCAUUUGCGAAUAUUUCAGAAUUCAGUGCGAUGCCAAGUGAAGAAGAAAUAUUAUUUUCUGCUGGUGGAGUUUUUCGUAUUGAUUCCGUCGAGAAAGAAAAUGAUUCGAUGUGGAUUGUUAACCUUACUCUAAAUAACAAAACAGUCGAACAAAUGGAACGAUUUAUGGAUGGUGUGAAAGAACAAAUGAAUUAUGUAACAAGUUGGGAUCAUUUAUUCAUGAAGAUCAGUGAUUUACUUCUUUUUGGAAAAUGCCACAAAAUAUUAACAAACAAAUCGUUUUCCUGGAAGGAUAUAAUCACAACUGCAAUCAAUAUUGAUAUUUAUAAUCUUCUCACUGUUUUAGGUGAUUAUAAAAAUGCAAUAGAAUAUUACAAACAACUUUUAUUAGAAGAACAUGUUUUUGAUGAUUCGCAACGUAUUAUCACAAAUAUAAUUAUUGGAAAUAAUUAUUUUCAUUUGAAAGAAUAUGAUAAUGCUGAAGUUUAUUAUAGUGUUGCACUUUCAUUAUUGGAUAAUAAUAAUAAUCCAUUAGUUGGUGAAAUUUACAAUCUUAGAGGUGAUAUAUACAUAGAAUUGAAUGAUCUUCAAAUGGCACUAACUUGUUACAAUGAUGCUUUGAAAAUCUUUACAAAUCAGGAGAUGAACACUCGUUAUGUGGCUAGAGUAUGUCGAAAAAUAUCUGAUAUUUACCGAAGACAGAAUAAUCAUGCAGAUGCUUCGUUUUAUGCAACCCAAGCUGAUGAAAUUGAUCAACAACUUCGACAAAGAUCAGAGUUAGAUAUUGAAACAUCAUUGGAAUAUUUUCGAAAUCAAUUAACUACUACAUCUGAUCAUUCACAGUAUCAGCGUGCUGAUCUAUUGUAUUCAAUUGGUAUAUGUCUUUUAAGGAAUAACAAAUAUCGUGAAUCUUUAGAAAUCUUUUUAGAAGCAGCAAGAUUGUUUAAAACUCAUUUACCAACAUCUGAUAAUUUUAAUCAGAAAUUUUGUACACUUUAUGAUAGUAUGGCAUUAAUUCACUUCAUGUCAAAAGAUUAUUUCAAGGCAUUGAUCAUGUUAAAAAAAUCCAUUGACAUACGUAUAAGUUCUUAUCCUAACUAA